AUGGCCUCUAUUGUAGACGAGAUCGAGUACAAGCUCGACAAUGUCCCGGUCACCCCUGUACCGGCUGACAAGAUUGACGGGACUUUCCGUUCAAGCACCAUCGAUCUGAUCUCUGGGACAUUGGGUGGUAAGAUCCUGGCCUUCUCAGAUCAAUGGUUUGCUGAAGCCUCCAACCUCCUGACGCCCACGCCCCCCAUCAGCCAGCCAGGCAAAAUGGUCUUCACUGGCGCUUGGUACGAUGGGUGGGAGACUCGACGCCACAACCCAGAGCCCUUUGACUGGGUCAUCGUGCGCCUUGGUGUCGCGUCUGGCACUGUCGAGGGCGUGGAGGUGGACACUGCGUUCUUUAACGGUAACCACGCGCCCGCCGUCUCAGUUGAGGGCUGCUUCAGCGACAAUGACGAUGAGGUUGUCUCUUGGAAGGGCGGCCGCGGCAAGUGGGAGACUAUCCUGGGCGUGCAAGAGGGAGGUCCCUCGCAGCGCCUAGGAUGGAAGCUCAACUCGCCUACUGGCAAGCAGUACACUCACGUGAGGCUCAACAUGUACCCUGACGGUGGCAUCGCACGUUUCCGUCUCUUCGGACACGCCGUGCCAGUCUUCCCUCAAGAUACCAAUGCCGUAUUUGACCUCGCUGCUGCGGUCAAUGGAGGCGUCGCGGUUUCUUGCAGUGACCAACACUUUGGCACGAAGGAUAACCUCCUCCUACCAGGGCGCGGAAAAGACAUGGGCGACGGCUGGGAGACCAAGCGCUCGCGAGGUGACCACAUUGACUGGGCUAUCAUCCGCCUGGGGGCGCCAGGCUACAUCGAGAAGUUCGUGGUCGACACUGCGCACUUUCGAGGGAACUUUCCGCAGAAGGUGGCGGUACAGGGCAUCAACCACGAAGGGGGCGGCGACCCGGGCGCAGAUGCUGAAGGUUGGGUGGAAGCUGUCGCGUCGAGCAAAACGGGACCUGACCGUGAGCACGAGUUCGAGAGCGCCGCCAGCUCCAAACCGUUCACCCAUGUUAAGUUGAUCAUGAUUCCCGACGGUGGCCAUGACGUGUCAUAUUGCGCCCGGGUGAAAAUGAACGAGGUUAGGCUUCCCAGGUGUCCUGGCUCUGCCCCUCCUUCCAUAGCUAUGGACCUUGGGGUGUCAAGCGCCGAUGAGGGCGAGCAGAGGCCUCGUCCUCUUCCUGACGACUUACCGAAAUCCCUGAAUGACCGACGGCAUGCCUCAAAAGAGAGCUAUGUGCCUGACACGGAGAUGUACGACGGUUGGCAAGGAGAAUCACAGUUUCUCACAACGCCCGCUUUGGCCAAGCCUCUCAACUUUGGCAACCUGUCUCUCAACGAUGACGAAUACGAGAACGAUGCAAGCAAUGCGCCCAAAGACAGCGACACUCGGCUGAUGGAGAUGCUGGCAGCGCAGGCGAACCACCUCUCUACCGAGCUAGAAGACGAGCAGGCAAUCAUCGAUAACGACACUCUCUCCGAUUCAGAGAAGAAGGACAUGCUACAAAAGGCCUUGCAUACGGCGGCAAGUAACGGCGAUGUUGACAGACUCAACAAGCUUCUCGAUGGCAGUGCCAAGGACUUUGUGGAUGUCAACGCACCUGAUGAGGACGGCACGCCGCCUCUUAUAUACGCUAGCUGCUUUGGACACGAAAAUGUGGUACAGGCUCUAAUCGCAAAGGGCGCCGAUGUCAACAAGCAAGACCGAAAUCAAUGGAGUCCUCUAAUGUGGGCAAUGACCAACCGACACAAAGGGAUCGCCAAGGCUUUGCUGGACAACGGUGCAUCAGGGGACCAGAGAACAUCAAGUGGGCGCACUGCCUUUGACUUUGUGCCGCCUGACAGCGAGAUGUCGUAUUAUCUCAGCAGCAACGGCUACAGCAUUGGCAACGCCGGCAUGGAUGACGAUUUCUACAACCCAGGAUUCGGCCAAGACCGAUUUGAGGAGGAACUAGCCGAGAUGGAGACACGGAGAAGACUGAUGAUGGAAAGCGCUCGUGAUCUAGAGGUCGACCUGGGCAAUGUGGGCAUGGACGACCAGCCAGAGCCCGUCGAGGAAUUCGAGGAAGAACAACAGGAGUUUGACUGGAGCCGUUGUCUGCACGAUCAGAUGUUUGUGUUCCAGGAGCACGAACUUGACCAUAUCCUCGAUAUUGUCAUUACGAAGAUGACUCCCCAACGAUCACCGUCGCAAAAGCCCGUACCCGCCAACAUGAUCUUCCUCAGCGCACGAUACGCGCACUAUCACUCAAGUCCAGAGCUUUUGGGUCGUCUGCUAGUAUCUGCCAUGGACCGGAUCAACGAUGUGGUGGAGCGAUGCCAAUGGGACAUGACGAUCCUUGCGUUUUGGAUAUCGAACGCGACUCUGCUGUUGCACUAUCUGAAAAAGGAUGCAGGACUUGUCGAAGCGACGGUUGAGUUUCAGGCACAUCUCGCGGAAUUGAUCAACGAGAUCUUUAUCCUGAUCGUCCGGGAUGCGGAGCGACGACUGGACAAGGUGCUCGACCCAGCAAUGCUCGACCAUGAGACUAUCCCAGGAUUCGAGGAUAUUGCCUUCCAGAACGAGUGGAAGAUCUUCAAACGCAAAACCACUGUCAAAGAGGAGCCUCUCGAGAAACGAUUUCGACCACCCUCGCCGAAGCAGCGUGCUAAGCCAGCGCCGCGGAAUGUCACCUCCUUAUUGUCGUCAACCCUUUUCGUCCUAGACCUUUACGACAUUCACUCUGUAAUCACGGCGCAAAUCAUGUCGCAGCUUAUUUACUGGAUCAGCGCGGAGCUUUUCAACCGCAUCAUGUCGAAUCGGAAAUACCUCGCGCGAACCAAGGCUAUGCAAAUACGAAUGAACAUCUCGACACUGGAGGAGUGGGUGCGGACAAACAACCGGCAGGCUGAGCACUACGAGGCGGGCAACACGGAGGCCACGGGUGAGACAACGGCAGAUGCCGCUCGCCAACACUUAGCACCGGUUAUACAGCUCCUACAGUGGCUGCAGUGCUUCUCUUCGCUAGAUCCGGACGACCUUGAAGCACUGAUUGCGACCCUGCAACAACUCAAACGAUUGACACCACAGCAGCUGAUCCACGCUGUCAACCACUACAGACCCGAAGUGGGAGAAAAGGGGCUUCCGAAAAGCGCCAUGAAGUACUUGCUUUCCCUGCAAAAAGAAGCGGCAAUGAAGCGGGAUCGGCGGCGAAGCAGGAACAUGUCACCGAUGCCUGAUACUUCACCCGUGACGCCCGUUAAGGGCAACAAGUCUAACGGCGCCCAUCUAGAGACACCGGGAAGCAUUCAGGGCACACCCGGAAACGACGGGUCAGAUGACGACGACGAUGCUCCCGAGCACCUUCUUAUGGACCCCGCCAUGAUGCUACCAUUUACGCUGCCUUCCGUCACAGACAUGCUCGUCUCCUACGGCGCGGGCUUCGGCGGCGUCAAUAGGGAGAGAGAACGUAAGUAUAUACCAACGGUGCCCCCCGAGUUCCUCGAAAAGCUCGAGGUCAGUGGUGCAAGGAAGGGGCCAAUGUUCCAGGAGAAGGAUUGGGAAAACGAGGAGGUCUGA
Emericellopsis atlantica is the source of this 3552-nucleotide messenger RNA. RefSeq lists its product as uncharacterized. Lineage: Eukaryota; Fungi; Ascomycota; Sordariomycetes; Hypocreales; Bionectriaceae. The transcript has 7 exons. Bases 1 to 3552 code for a protein of 1183 amino acids. Gene Ontology annotation, molecular function: GTPase binding; allantoicase activity. The record is from RefSeq and is a predicted model, not a curated record. Gene Ontology annotation, biological process: allantoin catabolic process.